UUUUAGUAACGCUGCUUCUGUGACAUACACUUAAACUUACCACCAUCUGUGUCCAUUGGAAUAUUUUUUACCUAUGCCUCGCCUGCAAAUCCUACAACACAAAUCAUACCACCCCUAUCUCGAGAAGAACAAGGAACGAGUAAGGCAAGACGAAGCGCGUGCACAGGAAGAGGAAAUAGCCAAAGAACAAAAAAGGGUCGAUAAUGAAGCCGAACACCGACUCACUCUGCUUCGCCGUCGAGCCAAUUCACCGUCAGUCCAUGAUCAACAGGAAGAAGAUCUCCCAUCAACAUCUUCCAGUUACGCGGUCGAUUCAACCCCGGAUCUGUUGGAAAAACACCGCCAAAAGAAGAUAAAGGAGGAGAAAAGGGAAAGGAAGAAACGGGAACGCUUGGAUUUUGAUUUCCCUAGCCAGAGUGAUCGGAGGAGAGAAAAAUCAGAUGUCAUCGACCAUGCGGACUUACAAGAAGGUGGCCAUUUCAAUUUUUUUGCACAAUUUGAAAAAGGAGAAUCGAGCCGUAAACCAGAACUCACUUUGGCUGAGGUAGCUAAAAAGAAAAAGGAGCAGGAGAAAGACCCGUUUACAGUCUAUUUAUCCCGUCCAGAGCGGGAGACAAAUCCUUGGUAUACGGAUCGGGACAUGAAGCGAUACGAAGAAAAGGAGGUUGGAGAGGAAGCUGAAGCGAGGAGAGACAGAGAACGGAGGAAGGAUGCGCGAGCGAAAAGUCGCAAUGACCCUCUGACCAACAUAGAUGCCCUCUUUGCCUCCCAUUCUUCGGCGUCGCGUAAAGGAACAUCCAUUUCAAAGUCUGCAUCUCUCAGCUCUGCAAGAAACUCAAGAAAGGGCGAUGUAAAUCAGUCAGAACGUCAACGAGCUUUGGCGAUGAUGGCAAAGAGCAAGCAGAGAGUAGAGAAUUGGACGGAUACACCAAGCACUGCGUACAGUGGUUCGCAUAACUGGGCGGAUGAUUGGGAGCGCGCGAAAGAUCAGGCUGGAAGACGGUUUUUUGAUCCCAAAUGAUCCGAUUCGGAAAACGUGUAAUACGAUGUUCACAUUGCCUGUAUUAGACAACAUUAUAGUGUAUCUGCAUGUACUGGUUUAUGACAUUUAUAAUGGCUAAAAGACAAAAAAAAGGCAAUGAAUGAUCUUUCUUCCGUG
Molecule: messenger RNA, 1159 nt
Organism: Cryptococcus deneoformans JEC21
Lineage: Eukaryota; Fungi; Basidiomycota; Tremellomycetes; Tremellales; Cryptococcaceae
Exons: 5
Coding region: 74-1021 (315 amino acids)
Source: RefSeq, a predicted model, not a curated record